Bicyclus anynana (squinting bush brown) is the source of this 1636-nucleotide messenger RNA. Its product is annotated as gamma-glutamyl hydrolase A-like. The record is from RefSeq and is a predicted model, not a curated record. Gene Ontology annotation, molecular function: gamma-glutamyl-peptidase activity. NCBI's taxonomy places the organism in Eukaryota, Metazoa, Arthropoda, Insecta, Lepidoptera, Nymphalidae. Gene Ontology annotation, cellular component: vacuole. Bases 171 to 1220 code for a protein of 349 amino acids. The transcript is spliced from 7 exons. Gene Ontology annotation, biological process: tetrahydrofolylpolyglutamate metabolic process.
UUUACCAAAACAUUUAUUUUUUAGCCUUAAUUAUUUUUUUAAGUGUGAUCAAUACCUACUCUCCUCUCUCUACAAUUAGUUCUAAAUACUGUGUUAAGAGUGGGUAUGGGAAGCGAAGCCAUGACCUCUGGUUGCUGAGUCAAGCUUCUUUUGAACUUUUACCAUGGAGAAUGGAGAUAUUGACGUUAUUCAACUGUAAGGUAAAUAUCACUCAAUAUUGUUUCGAACUAGCCAUGGCGGUGGGCUUACUACUGCUAAUUGCUGCGUACUUUUUCCACUGUGAAGCUGCUGUGGUGAUCCGUAAAGAUGUCCUCAACGAACGCCCCAUCCUUGGUGUCUUGUCACAGGAGCAAUCGUGGUAUCUACACACAAAGUUUCCCGAAGAAAACUAUACGAGCUACAUAGCGUCUUCAUAUGUGAAAGAUGUGGAAAAAUCCGGUGCAAGAGUUGUGCCGAUUCUAAUCGGCAAAGAUCGCUCCUACUACAGAAAUAUCAUGGGAAAGAUUAACGGAGUGCUCUUCCCGGGCGGUGCUACGUAUUUGAACCAGUCCAACGGUUACGCCGACGCCGCCCAACAUAUCUACGAACUUGCACAAGAACUGAACGACGCUGGAGAUUACUUUCCCAUUUUCGGAACAUGUUUAGGAUUUCAACUGCUCGUCAUACUUGCAUCGGGCCGAGGACCGAAAGAGAAUCGAAUCAGUUGUCGGUCGUAUGAAAAUUUGCCGCUUAAUUUUAUAAAGGAUUUUCGCGAAAGCAAAAUGUUUGGUGAAACACCACAAUAUAUUAUUGAUAUGUUGAAGAACAAGGACAUCACAGUAAAUGUUCAUCAGUUCUGUGUAGUUGAUGAAAGCCUGAGGUCUCAUAAUCUGACUAAAGACUGGCGCGCAACUUCUUACAGCUAUGAUGAACAUGGCGUCAGAUUCAUUGCGAGCAUUGAAAAUAAAAGGUAUCCGUUCUACGGAGUUCAAUUUCACCCAGAGAAGAGUUCAUUUGAAUGGAAAUUAUCAAAGAACUACGCACACUCGUUCGAUGCCGUGCGAGCAAACCGAUACUUCAUGGAUUUCUUCGUCAACGAGUGUCGGAAGAGUCAACACUUUUUUGAAAAUGCAGCCGAAGAAAACGCCUAUUUGAUAUAUAACUACGAACCACGAUUUACUGGUGUCCUUGGCAGCAGUUACCAUCAGUGUUAUAUGUUUGAACCGAGAGGAAAUGUAUAAUUUUGUCCGUUUAGUUAGCUAUUUUGCGCUUCCCUGUGAUAUUCGUAGUGCUGUAAAUAUGCACCCUUAAGUUUAUUAUUAAUUUAUUUUUAAAGAGACGGAAUAUCUUAGUAUUUCCAUAGAUUCACCGUGCGGGUGCCGGAUCCAUCGUGUGGCAGGGAGAAAACCCCCGAACAGAUUCCCGGACUUGUGACCGAUGUUGUAGGGUUAAGAAAGUCCUUGACAGUUAACUAACACUCCCCUUCUCCGCUCGUGUUGUUCUCCCUGCCUAGCCAACUUUGGUAAGAUCCUACUAGAGCAUCUUUGAAUACCCUUUCUAAUAUAGAACUUGCUGCCGUUCUAGUGAGGCCAAGGUCUUUAAGCAAGUUAUAAUAAAUAAAUAAAUAAUAAAAAUAAAAAAGCCAUUUAUUCUCAAA